Camellia sinensis is the source of this 1005-nucleotide messenger RNA. The record is from RefSeq and is a predicted model, not a curated record. NCBI's taxonomy places the organism in Eukaryota, Viridiplantae, Streptophyta, Magnoliopsida, Ericales, Theaceae.
AUGUUGGAAAGUGUAUUCACUGAAGAUGAAGUUUGGGCUGCCAUUAAAGACUGUGAUGGGAAUAAAGCCCCAGGUCCUGAUGGCUUCAACUUAUUUUGUCUCCAAAAGUGUUGGAAAAUUAUGAAGCAUGACAUUCUGAAGUUUAUGUUGGAAUUUCAUGAGAAUGGAAUUUUAGCUGGGGGCCUCAAUUGCUCUUUUAUCAGUCUUAUCCCAAAAAAGGAAAACCCCUUGUCUUUAUCUGAUUUCAAACCCAUUAGCCUGAUUAGCUCUGUCUAUAAGAUUCUUUCCAAGGUUCUCUCUCGCAGAUUCAAUCUUGUUUUACCUAGCAUAGUAAGUGAAGCACAGUCUGCCUUCCUAGGAGGCAGGAGUAUUUUGGAUGGUGUGCUCAUUGCUAAUGAGAUUAUAGAUUGGUGGAAAAAAUCCAAUACCCAAGGGAUGAUCAUAAAGCUUGAUUUUGAAAAAGCCUUUGAUACUGGGUUAAAUCUGCUUCUAACCAAAGCUAAGGACUUGGGCUUAAUUAAAGGGGCUGUUGCUGGUCCCACUAGCUUGCACUUCACUCACCUCCAAUUUGCUGAUGACACCAUUCUCUUGUGUAAAGCUGAUUUACUAGAGAUCACAACCUUGAAGAGAAUGCUUCGGUGCUUCAAAAUUAUGUCAGAGCUAAAAAUAAAUUUCCACAAGAGUACAGUUUGUGGUAUUGGUGUCUCUGAGGCUUUAAUCAAUAUUUUUUUGUCCACAUCGAAUUGCAUUAAUCAUAAACUAACUUUAAAGUAUCUUGGGCCUCCUCUUGCUGCCAAUCCCAGAAGGAAAGCCACUUGGAAACCAGUUUUGGACAAAUUUAAGAGCAAACUCCCAAGAUGGAAUAAGAGGUUUCUAUCAUUUGCCAGUAGACUCAUCCUCACCAAAUCCACAUUAUCUAGCCUUCCAAUUUUCUACCUCUCCUUGUUUAAAAUGCCAAACUGUGUAAUCAAAGAGGUGGAUAAAGUUCAAGCUUCUUUCCUUUAG